AUGUAUAUGUUCGAGGGGAUGCUAGAAGUUGUUGCAAGGGUACUGGAGUUUUUGUUCUUCCAUAAAAUCUGCAGACUGAUUGACACUAGUUUAAAAAAAACUGUACAGCGCGUGAGCAAAUCAAAGAUUCCUACUCCAUCUGGACAUGCACUUGAUGGAAAAAUUGUUCGUUUGUUUUAUGAUGAUACUUUCAAAUCUUACUUUAGGAGAUUGACGUAUUCGCCAGAUGGUAUGCUUCUUUUAGUACCUUCAGGCAUUAUAGAACAUCAAGAAUCGGCAGAAAAAAUUGUCAACUGUAUACAUAUAUUUUCCAGACAUACUCUACGAGAACCCAUAGCUGUUCUUCCUUCUCAUGAAGAAGUGACAAAUGCUGUCAGAUGCUGUCCUAUGUAUUUCAAAUUACGAAAAGAAGGUCCUUCCUCUAUGAUGGAUUUACCAUACAGGAUGGUAUUUGCCGUUGCAACAGAUAAAUCUGUUAUGAUAUACGAUACUCAGCAAAUUUCACCCAUUGCAGUCAUUUCCAAUAUUCAUUACACUCGGGUGACAGACAUUGCUUGGUCUUCUGAUGGAAGAAUACUAAUUGCUUCAUCUUCCGACGGUUACUGUUCAAUAAUUCAUUUUGAUGAAGGAGAACUGGGAGAAACUUACGAAAAAGCUCCAGAAAUCGUAGAGCCAAAGAAAAAUGAAGUUAGACAAGAUACAAAAGAAACAAAAUCAUUGUUGGAUACAACUUUAGAUCAAAGUACAAAUGCCAUUGAUAUUGAUAUUUCUCAGGAAAAAUCCAAGGAAAUUUUAAGCAGCGAAAAAGAAAUGCAAUCUCCUAAGGAGAACAAUACUGGAAAAAAAAUAACACCUCUAAAAGAGAACAAAAACGAUACAGAAAUGAAAUCUCCCAAGAAAAAUGAAGAAGAAAAGAUAAGUGCUUCAGAAAUCAAACAGAAAGAAAACAAUGAUAAUACCAAUAAUGCAUCUGCAGAUGAUGAGGAUGAUUUUCAUUUAGUGUUGGAAGACACCAUCACGGAUACUGAUAAAUUGAAAGCCACUCCACCCAAGACUAAAGAAUCAGAAAAGCCGGCGACGCCCAUUGCGGCAAGGACACCUCGGAGGGUAUCUCUGAUAACUCUCUCGAGUCCAAAGGGGAAAAAGUUGUAACUCUCGCGUGUAAAUUAUGUAUGUAUAAUAUUUU
Molecule: messenger RNA, 1186 nt
Organism: Copidosoma floridanum
Lineage: Eukaryota; Metazoa; Arthropoda; Insecta; Hymenoptera; Encyrtidae
Gene: Caf1-105
Product: chromatin assembly factor 1, p105 subunit
Biological process (GO): DNA replication-dependent chromatin assembly; nucleosome assembly
Cellular component (GO): CAF-1 complex; nucleus
Molecular function (GO): protein binding
Source: RefSeq, a predicted model, not a curated record